Plasmopara halstedii is the source of this 198-nucleotide messenger RNA. Its product is annotated as Hypoxia induced protein, domain. The coding region runs from base 1 to 198 and encodes 65 amino acids. The record is from RefSeq and is a predicted model, not a curated record. Lineage: Eukaryota; Oomycota; Peronosporomycetes; Peronosporales; Peronosporaceae. The transcript is spliced from 2 exons.
AUGAACGGGUUUCCAAUGGAAAGUGGUGUUCUAGCUGGAGGUCUAGCUUCAUUUCGUCGUGCUGCCGAUGCUGCAACCCAACAAAAGUUCAUGCGAAUGCGUGUCAUCGCUCAAGGUGCCACUGUUGUAGCCAUGGCAUUGGGUGGGUUUAUCGCUAUUAAACCAGAUAAGAACAACAAGGAGCCCAGAAAUUAUUAG